Molecule: messenger RNA, 1539 nt
Organism: Pseudonaja textilis
Lineage: Eukaryota; Metazoa; Chordata; Lepidosauria; Squamata; Elapidae
Gene: FAHD1
Product: FAH domain containing oxaloacetate decarboxylase 1
Cellular component (GO): mitochondrion
Molecular function (GO): acetylpyruvate hydrolase activity
Source: RefSeq, a predicted model, not a curated record
GAAAUCAGGAUCCAGACUGCUGUGUGGAGAAACUCUUGGUCUUCACGUGAAGCUCCACCAGAGCUGCUGCUGCCUCCAGAGUGGACUGUUUGGAGAGCUGAGAACUGCACCAUGGCCUCCUCUAAGCCCAUAGGCAGGUUCUGGGAGUGGGGCAAGAACAUCUUCUGUGUGGGGAGGAAUUACGCCGCCCAUGCCAAGGAGUUGAAGAAUGCCCUCCCCGCUGAGCCGCUCUUCUUCCUCAAGCCCUCUUCGGCCUACGUCAGGGAAGGCCACCCCAUCAUCCAGCCCUACUACUGCGAGAAGCUGCACCACGAGGUGGAACUGGGCGUGGUGAUUGGGAAGAGAAGCCAGGCCGUCCCUCAGGAAGCAGCCAUGGGUCACGUGGCAGGCUACGCUCUCUGCCUGGACAUGACAGCCAGGGAUACUCAGGAGGAGUGCAAGAAGAAAGGGCUCCCUUGGACUCUGGCCAAGGGAUUCAAUACCUCCUGUCCGGUGAGCGACUUCGUGCCCAAGGAGAAAGUCCCAGAUCCGCAUCGGUUGAAGAUCUGGCUAAAGGUGAAUGGGGAGUUACGGCAAGAAGGGAACACGUCCGCCAUGAUUUUCACCAUUCCGUACCUCAUCAGCUACAUCAGCGGAAUUGUCACCUUGGAAGAAGGGGAUAUCGUCUUAACGGGAUCCCCCGAAGGAGUUGCGGCUGUGCAAGAGGAGGAUGAAAUAGAAGCCGGGAUUGAGGGGCUGCUGAGCAUACGCUUUCAGGUAGCGCGGCAGAAAAGCCGGCCCUGAUGGGUGGAAGAUCCUUUUCUCUGGAAACACCCAGGGAGAUUAUACUCUAUCAUCCAGGUCAGGGUUGUCCCAAAGGUGCUUUUUCAAAAAUAUCAACUGGACUUUCUUGGUUUUUCCUUAAAAAGACAUUUCACUUCGAAGACUAAAAAGCACCCUUGGGACUUUUCUCUGGAAGAAAAAAGAGGGUCGUACAAAGGGCCAGAUUUCUUCCCCAUCCCCCAAUAGUAGGCUUUCAGGAGAGUCUCCAAUGAUAUGUCCUUCUCUCUCACAGAGUGCCACCUACAGAGAUCCCAACCUAUUGUGUACCAGAUAAAGUGACUUUAUUUCCAUAUAAGAUUGACCAGAAUAUAGCAAUAUGCUGACAAACAUAUACCAGUUGCCUAGUUGGAGCAGGUAAACAGACCUUAACACUUGAAUCCUUUUGCUAUGGCUUGCAAAUAAGAUAUCCAGGUUGUUUCCUUUUGGCAAGCUCAAGUUUAGAAGCUAUAUUGGUUGUCUAUUUUCUAUUCCUGGCUUGUCUGGAAAAGGCCAGCCUGUAGCUAUAAACAGAAAGCCUAAAUAUUUUUUAAGACCACAAAACACUUAGUAUCCUAUAGUUAUAAUCUACCUUCCUUAAAACCAAGUAAUGAAGGAAUUUUGCAGCCAAUUAUAUUGUUUAAAAAUAUAUUUUAUAUGAUGAGAUUUUAACAGCAUUUUGAAAUGAACCCAAAAGUUGUCUUUUUGCUUCUGUGAAUAAAUGCCAGUCAGUUCAUAAUA